UCCGGUAGAAUUACUAGAGGAUCCACCUCUUCACGAAAAGCCCAAAAAAAUUCCAACGAAGGCACUUCCAACGAAAGUGCUGGAGGAGUACUGUCAUCUGAUCAGUUGGUGCUAUCUGCUUUAGCAGAUCUCGAGAAGCUACAACAGGGAAUGACAACUCAGUCUAGUUCCAAAAGGCAAGAAGCAGGGGAGCAAUUCGAAUUCCGUUCUUCUUUAGUGCCCAAUAGAAAUAGUAGUGCUAGCGAUAGCGCUAGUAUAAUUGGCGGUGCUGCUCAACAUUUGAACUUCGUCUAUUCGCCACUGGAUAGUGAUCACGGUAUGAGUGGCAACUACGCCUACGCCAACGCUGGACAAGGACGACGAGGACCACUUUGUUCUCUUUCUGGCCCUUUGACGCGGAAUCAGAACCAGAAGAGUCGGG
Molecule: messenger RNA, 421 nt
Organism: Amoebophrya sp. A25
Lineage: Eukaryota; Dinophyceae; Syndiniales; Amoebophryaceae
Source: the annotation of a GenBank genome assembly